Molecule: messenger RNA, 3150 nt
Organism: Bufo bufo (common toad)
Lineage: Eukaryota; Metazoa; Chordata; Amphibia; Anura; Bufonidae
Gene: BCKDK
Product: branched chain keto acid dehydrogenase kinase
Exons: 15
Coding region: 667-1920 (417 amino acids)
Biological process (GO): regulation of glucose metabolic process; protein phosphorylation
Cellular component (GO): mitochondrion
Molecular function (GO): pyruvate dehydrogenase (acetyl-transferring) kinase activity
Source: RefSeq, a predicted model, not a curated record
CAUGCAGCGGCCAUGGACUCCCAUGUCAUGAAGCCCCCGACGCAGCAUUUUGAGAUCUGUUUGCAGAACUGUGACUGCAGCUCUGGCUGUGACUGGAGUAGAAGUGAAGAUGUAGCUUGAUCCUUGCUUGAAGCUGCACUUUCCAUGAGCCGCCAGAUCCAGGGUCACAUGCUGAUAGUUUACACAUACCCAGCAUUCCCUGGAGAGUAACCCUUUGCUGGCUGGCGGCUUCCUGCUCUGAGGCCUGUGCUGGGGGGGGGGAGCAGUAAUGUUCACCGUGUCCCAUAUGAUGUAAUGCAGGCAGAGGUGUGAUCCUGGGCGGCCGCCCCCGAGUUCACCUGGGGACUGUAUGUUCCUUUCCCCGCAGUCUUGUGGUAACUCGCUGUUCGCGUCGUUUUCUCCCUCAUGUGAGGAUACGGCUUCUGAUUAACACUUUGUGUGCUGCCGCCCCAGCUCUGUCCACGUGGUGCUACGUCCCUGACUGUUACUCCUGCAGGUGUCUGAGGUGGCGACACGACCGGCCUCGCUGUCUUAUGGGGUCCCACGGCAGAGGGAUGGAUAAAGGUCGUGUGUCUUUUCUUCCUGUGACCUGAGCUGCCCUCCUGGAUAAUUAGGUUCUGAAAUAUCACGACUGCUCUAGGACGGCAGAGUUUCCAGGUUCCAGGAAUGUUGCAGUCCAUCAAAAUGCUGCGGAAGAACAUGGUGGAGCUGCUGGCUCGAGGAGCGCAGAACCCCCCUUUCCGUCUGUCCUUAUUGCUGCGGCUCCAAUCCACCUCUGCCACAGACCAACACCAUGUGGAGCUGGCCAGAGAGAGGUCCAAGACCGUCACCUCCUUCUACAAUCAGUCCAGCAUCGACAAGGCCGCAGAGAAGCCCUCUGUGCGUCUCACCCCCACAACAAUGCUGUACUCCGGACGGUCUCAAGAUGGCAGCCACAUCCUGAAAAGUGCCAGAUAUCUGUACAAGGAGCUCCCUGUCCGCAUCGCGCAUCGGAUCAAAGGUUUCCGCAGCCUCCCAUUCAUCAUUGGCUGUAACCCAACCAUACUCCACGUGCAUGAGCUUUAUAUCAGUGCCUUCCACAAGCUGAGCGAGUUCCCUCCGAUCACAGACCAUGAGGUGGAGAGCCAGUACUGCAAACUUCUCCGGCAGCUGCUCGAUGACCACAAGGAUGUAGUGACUCAGCUGGCCGAAGGUCUGAGAGAAAGCCGGAGGCAUAUACAGGAUGAGAAGGUGAUCAGAUUCUUCUUGGAUAAAACAUUAACUUCGCGACUGGGGAUAAGAAUGCUGGCCACCCACCAUUUGUCCCUGCAUGAGGAUCUGACGGAUUUUGUCGGUAUAAUCUGCACCCGUCUGUCGCCCAAGAAGAUAAUAGAGAAGUGGGUGGAUUUUGCCCGACGCCUCUGUGAACACAAGUAUGGGAACGCUCCGCGGGUGCGAAUAAACGGCCAUGUGGCGGCCCGCUUCCCAUUCAUCCCAAUGCCCCUGGAUUACAUCCUCCCAGAGCUGCUGAAGAACUCGAUGCGGGCCACUAUGGAGAGUCACAUCGAUACUCCCUACAACGUCCCGGACAUCUCCAUCACCAUCGCCAACAACGACAUCGACCUGAUAAUCCGGAUCUCUGACCGCGGCGGGGGCAUACCUCACGACCACCUGGAGAGAGUUAUGGAUUACCACUUUUCCACCGCGGAGACCAGCACUCAGGAUCCUAGAAUCACCCCGGUUUUGGGGAAUAUGGUUGACAUGGUGAACAGCGGCCAGUCUGGACCCAUGCAUGGGUUUGGGUUUGGUCUCCCCACCUCCCGCGCUUACGCCGAGUACCUGGGUGGCUCUCUCUGCAUUCAGUCUCUUCAGGGCAUUGGUACGGAUGUGUACCUCCGCAUCAAGCACAUUGACGGGAAGGAGGAGAGCUUCCGUAUAUAAUGGUGGGAAGACGCAGCAGGCUGGCCUUUUUUCUCAAAGGCCCUCAGCCUGGUCACCUCAUGGACUUCAGGAAGAGCCUAAGCCCUCCACCUGUUUCUACUGAGGGUCGCUCCUCACUGCUGGUGCUGGUGGCUGCUGCUUACUACCAGAAGACCCUUCAACAGCUCUGGUGUUGUUAACCUCGGAUUCUUGAGGAGACUUGUAUUUUACGGCAGUUGAGUGAUCUAAUCAUCUUGAGAUUCACCCCAGUGUCAAACAUUGAAUGGGUUCUAUGGAAUAGACGCAAAUGAGAUUAAGGAACAGGUUAAAUGUCACCUGGAUGAGGAGACCACCUCAUCUUCUUUUGUCAGCCACUCGCCUUCUGCUCGCAAGAAUUUUGGUUUAUUGAGGUGAUUGGAGCCAAAAAGCAGUAAAUGAACAAUUCCUCUUGUGCAGCGGAGGUUCCCCGCGGCUCCCGUGUGGUCUUCUGCAGCGGAGGUUCCCCGCGGCUCCCGUGUGGUCUUCUGCAGCGGAGGUUCCCCGCGGCUCCCGUGUGGUCUUCUGCAGCGGAGGUUCCCCGCGGCUCCCGUGUGGUUUUCUGCAGCGGAGGUUCCCCGCGGCUCCCGUGUGGUCUUCUGCAGCGGAGGUUCCCCGCGGCUCCCGUGUGGUCUUCUGCAGCGGAGGUUCCCCGCGGCUCCCGUGUGGUCUUCUGCAGCGGAGGUUGCUUGUCCUAUGAUGUAACGUAUAGCACUUACUGUCCCCAUUACGCUGAUUGUCCAGGUGUCUAGCAGUAAUCAGAACCCGCUACUGUUCUCCUCUGAUUUUGUCCCCCUGUGCGGUUCUCGUGGGGAGGAUCUAAUAGUAUAUUUAGUGAUGCAGACUUUUUUUUUACUGUUUUUGUGUUCCAAGGGUUAAGUUCACAUUGUUGCCGCCAUUACUGGUUCAGCGUCGGUCCCGUUCAGCCGGUCGCCGUGUGUGUACGGAUCAUGCUCAUGGGUUCUUGAGAACUUGGCACCAGAAGUCAUCUGUUGAGUACUUCGGGCCCCUGCGCUCACCUCCUCCAGGGCAGGACACGGUCCUUGGUGUUGAUUUCUUCUGCCAUAUGAACAUCUCGGCGGUGGCUCCUGUGACAAUCAUGUAUUAUUAUCUAUUAAAGGGGUUGCAACAUGAAAAAUAUUCUACACUUUUCAAACCAGCUCCUGGAGCGGAAUACUUUUGUAAUUGCAUGUAAUUAAAAAUGAAGUGCCGCCA